AUCCAAAUCUCAGAUCUCUUCUUUUCUUACUUCCUUUCCGUCUUCUCUUUAAUCUCUAGUCUCUUUAUUAAAGAAUUCGUUAAGAUUUUCUUGUCGCGACGAAAGUUGUGAUGCCUAAUGAUGAAUUUACGAUCAAAAUUCUCACGACGGUCGUCUGAUCCCUCCUGAUGUAUACUGAUCUAUAUUUUCUGAUGGCGCCACAAUAAUUUGUUUUUAUUUUCAUUUUUUUCUUUAGUGUUUGAUUCGUGUUUUAUAAAUAAUUGCGAUUAGAAACAUUUGAUUUGUAUCUCUAAAGAAUUUUCGUUUUAAACUUUGAUUCAUUUUUGUGCUGUAUCAAAAUUCUGAUGCGUUUCAUACUUUCUUCUAGCUGAUGAACUUCACUACUAAUCUUCGAUGUUUUACUUAUUGCUUGGCAUGGAUAAACUAGAUAAUAGAACUUUUGUAAUUGGAUAUUUUGUAUCAUUCACAUACAGAUUUUGGACAUUUGGGAUCUAAAUCCAUGUAAAAACAUAAACCGUUUGUUUCCGGAGCUGAACAUUUAAGUUUUUUUUGCUAAAUGUCUCAUUUGCGUUGUUCUUCUGUAUUACUAAUUAUUUCUAUUGGAAUUAUUUGAAUAUGAUUAAAUCAGAAAUAGAUUUAAAUGUAUUUACAUUCAAAUUAGAUUAGAUCAAAUAAUGAUGUUGAUGUGGGUUAUUUCGUGCUUAGAGGGUAGGGAAUCCUGUUUUUGAAGUGAGUAUUUGGGCUCUUCUCUGCUUUGCUUGUUUGUCUCUAUUUAGGAAUGAGAAUAUUUGCAUUCUCUACCACAACAACCUCCUUAUGUAAAACUUGGUUGUUUUAAAUGUUGUGAAGUCUAUUGUAAAUUUGUUCUUCUUCUAGAAGAAUUCUUUGAACUUGGCAUCUGUCUCUAACAGCUUGAAGAAGCAUGCCUCAUCCCACCACCCAAAAUACAAAAAAUUGGGGAAGAGAAGUUUUCCUUUCCUUGGUUUUAAGUAUAGUCAGCAUAAGGGAUGAUUCUGAUUAGAGGCUCGUUAGUGUCACGGCAGCUUGGUCCGGCAAUAAGCCUCUGUUGCAGCAUAUGCCAAAAAGCGUGGAGUCACGACCCCUCUUUGAUCGCUUUGAUCUUGCCUUUUAUUCAGCUAGGAUUUUCUAGUUUUUUUAGUUUAAUUGUCUGCGUAUGGAGGAGGAAGAGAUCUGAUCAGAUGGCAAGUUAAGAUUUAGUUCAGUGCUGUUACUGUUUUGUUGAGAGUCAAUUGAUUAAUUGAUGGCCUCCACUAAAUAGUAGCAGUUCUGAAUUUGAUCUUAAUUUGCCUCAACGAGAGUUUGAUCGGGCUUCUUCUUCUUCAGGAUGCAGAGGAUCAGAUUGGAAGGCGGGAGAAAAUGUUGAAAUUGAAGAUUGAAGUUCAUUCUUCCAUCGCUUGACCCGCUUGGUGCAAAGGUUGAAACUUGGUUGGGCAGAGAAAUGGGGGGAAUUUGCUCGGGAGGGACGACUAAGGAUAAGGGCCGCCAUGGGAGAGGCUCAAGUGUUUCGAAAAAGCUCGACCCCAUAGCAGCAUCUGGGCAGGAUAAGAAUGUAGGUUCAUAUGAAUAUCCCAGUCCUGGUGCUCCUAAGAAGAUGCAUGACCUAUACUUUUCUGGCGAAUUGCUCUCAAUUUCAGGAGAGUUGAAGACUAACAAGGCGGCGCCUCAAGCAAGUUCUUUUCUUGGGAAAGCCGGGACAGCAGGCCUUGAGAGGGCCGUGGAAGUUCUAGACAGCUUAGGAAGCAGUGUCACAAAUUUAAACAACAGCGGGUUUAUUUCUGGCACGGGGAGAUCAAGAGGGAAUAGAAUAUCCAUACUUGCAUUUGAGGUUGCUAAUACCAUCUCCAAAGGUGCUACCUUGUCUCAAUCUCUAUCCCAAGAAAGCAUUCGCCGUUUGAAAGAAGAGAUUCUACAUUUAAAGGCGGUGCAAGAGUUGGUCUCUACUGAUACACAAGAGUUGCUCACCAUAGCCGCGGCUGACAAAAGGGAGGAAUUUGAUGUCUUUUCGCGGGAAGUAGUGAGAUUCGGAAAUAUGUGCAAGGAUCCACAAUGGCACCACCUGGACCGCUAUUUUUCAAAGUUGGAUUCUGACCCGGUAAACAAUAAGAAACUCAUGGAGGAGGAUGAAAUGACUUUGCAAGAGUUGGCCACACUCGCACAGUAUACUUCAGAACUGUAUCAUGAGUUACAUGCUCUGGACAGAUUCGAACAGGAUUACAGGAGGCAAAUCGAUGAAUUAGUGUCUUCAAACCUUCCUCGUAAAGGAGACAGUCUUGAGAUGUUGCACAGUGAGCUAAAAAAACAAAGGAAAACUGUGAGGAGCUUGAAAAAGAAAUCCAUCUGGUCCAAAGUUCUGGAAGAGGUUGUGGAGAAGCUUGUUGAUAUCGUUGCCUCUCUUCAUCACAAAUUUAUAAAUGCAUUUGGAGAUAGUGGAUUAACCUAUGUGUGCAACAAGAAUUCAAAUGGAGUAGAAAGAUUAGGACCAACUGGUCUUUCCUUACACUAUGCUAACCUCAUCACUAAAAUCGAUAACCUUGCUGCAUGCCCCACUUCCCUCCCCCCAAACACAAGGGAUGCAUUGUACAAAGGGUUGCCUUCAACCGUGAAGGCAUCACUUCGAUCUCAACUACAGUCACAAGCUGAUACCAAGGAAGAGCUAACAGUCCCUCAGAUCAGGUCUGAAAUGGAGAAAAUUCUUAUUUGGCUUCUUCCAGCAGCUAUUGAUACUACAAAAUCACAUCAAGGUUUUGGAUGGGUUGGAGAGUGGGCCAACACCGGAAACGAAUGCGGGAGAAAAGAGGAUAUGCAGAGAACCAACCUCACCAGGCUGCAGACACUUUAUCAUGCAGAGAAACACAAAAUGGACUCAUACAUCCUUGAGCUGGUGAUGUGGCUUCACCGGCUCAUCUGCCUCAUGAGAUUUAACGGGCCCACCAGGGGUUUGGCGACAGGGAGAUCAUCAACUGAUAAAAGACAUGUUCCGGGUACUGAAACACACCAUGACAGUAAGCCAAAGGUACAAGUUCGCGACGAAGAAGACAAGACAUUGUUGAAAGGAGUGAUGGAAAACAGAAAGCUUGUCGUUCCCGCCGGGUUGAGCAAAAGCCAAGAGCUAGUCAAAGCAUCAUCCAACAAUGGGGGAAAUGAUGAGAAGGUUAGGGGGCAUAGUAGGAGCACUGGAAGCUCACCUUGUAAGUUAGAAACUCCAAAGGAUAAUGCCUUGGAUAUUUUAGUCUUUUAGAUGGUUUAGGAUAGGUAAUUGUGUUUUAUUUUUCUGUUUUUUAACAGACAAGUAUAUAUAAACAAGUAUGUGUAAAGAGUUCAUUCUAUUUUUUUAUGUGUAUAGAUUUAAUUCCAUUUCUCUAUCCAUUUCAUCCUAAAACUUGUAAAGGGGGCAAGAGAACAAUCAAUUAAUUAGUCCAUC
Cuscuta campestris is the source of this 3442-nucleotide messenger RNA. The record is from the annotation of a GenBank genome assembly. Lineage: Eukaryota; Viridiplantae; Streptophyta; Magnoliopsida; Solanales; Convolvulaceae.